Elgaria multicarinata webbii is the source of this 7240-nucleotide messenger RNA. It is a transcript of the gene MAFG, whose product is annotated as MAF bZIP transcription factor G. Gene Ontology annotation, cellular component: nucleus. Bases 155 to 643 code for a protein of 162 amino acids. The transcript is spliced from 3 exons. Gene Ontology annotation, biological process: regulation of transcription by RNA polymerase II; regulation of epidermal cell differentiation. The record is from RefSeq and is a predicted model, not a curated record. Lineage: Eukaryota; Metazoa; Chordata; Lepidosauria; Squamata; Anguidae. Gene Ontology annotation, molecular function: DNA-binding transcription factor activity, RNA polymerase II-specific; RNA polymerase II cis-regulatory region sequence-specific DNA binding.
CCAAACAUCACGUGACGUGUCCGUGAGCGGCGGCGGCGGAGGCGGCGGACCCCGGACUCUCGGUCCCUCUCUGCGUGGCGGCCUCCCCCUCCCCGCCCCGGCCCCCCUCCGGCGGCACCGAGCGGAGGAAUCUGAUUGUGAAGGCUUGCGUGUUAUGACGACCCCCAACAAAGGAAACAAAGCCUUGAAGGUGAAGCGGGAGCCGGGUGAGAAUGGGACCAGCUUGACAGAUGAAGAACUGGUGACCAUGUCUGUGCGGGAGCUGAACCAGCAUCUGCGGGGCUUGUCUAAGGAGGAGAUAAUCCAGCUCAAGCAACGCAGGCGUACCCUGAAGAACAGGGGUUACGCUGCCAGCUGCCGUGUCAAGAGGGUGACACAGAAGGAGGAGCUGGAGAAGCAGAAGGCAGAACUUCAGCAGGAGGUGGAAAAGCUGGCCUCGGAGAAUGCUAGCAUGAAAAUGGAACUUGACGCCCUGCGCUCCAAGUACGAGGCGCUGCAGAACUUCGCCCGGACCGUGGCCCGGAGCCCUGUCACCCCUGCCCGGGGCCCGCUUGCUUCCAGCAUGGGGCCCCUUGUGCCCGGCAAGGUUGCCACCACCAGCGUCAUCACGAUAGUGAAAUCCAAAACGGACGCCCGGUCUUAGUGAAACGAGCGCUGCCUGGGCUUGUGUGUGCAGGGCAGUUAGGCACAAAGCUCAUCCGGAAUCCCCAAAGCACAACCCUCUCCCAGAUGGCCCAGCCCACACAGGCACACGUUGGCCUGCUUGUCACUGCAGUCCCUUUGUUUUUAGCUUUGUUCUGGUUGGUGUGACUGAUGGUAAUGCAACCCUUCUAUGUGAGCAGAACCUUCCAUCCAGGGGUAUUCUGGGAAAAGAGGCUGAAGGACCUCAGUACUCUAGCCAAAGAGAUUCUCAGCAGCAUGGAGUAAAUUCUUGGGGAGGAAUAACCCAAAGGGGAGGGGUGAGGUCCUAGAAAGUUGGAAGACCUGCUGUCAGUGAUGACUUUAUACCAUUCUUCCAACAUUGUGUGUCAGCUGUCCAGUCUGCUGCUUGUAAAUUGCUUGGUAUCAGUGGCGAUAAUGGGGGUAGUUUGUGUAACCAUUUUUAUAUUAACAUCUAGUUGCGCCUUUUAUGUUUAAAGGAGGGAUUCCUUAGGACUUUUCCUGAAAUGGGGUGGGGAAGGGGGAGGAACUGCAGUUUCCUGGUGUCUGUGCUGCAGAGAAGGGAAAGGAACCAGGAAUGGGCACUGUUGUAGCUUGCCUGCCAGGAAGAAGGCAGGUUGUACCACGGUGACGACAGGCCGGUUUUGUGCCUAAUGUGUUGCACUGAACAAGACCAAAAUCACUAGUUGUUUCCUGUGUUUGGAGAGUAUCAAGUGUCUCUAGUGUGAUGGUUUACACAACCAGUUUAUGUGGUUUAAAUAGCCCUUUAUUUAAGAGAGAAACAUUCAUUUUAAAUAAUUAUUGAAGGAUCUAAGUUUCAAAACUAAAAUUGGAUGAAGAACUUGUAUUUCACAGUCUCCUUUUUAACCUGAGGGGGUGAGAAUAUUUGAUUGUCAUAUUCUUGGAGACUUUGCUAGCUUCAAAAAGAAAAUGUAAAUUUUAAAAGUUUCUCGCUAAGUCUUUAUGGCUCUGAGGUUGGUUUUUAUAAAGAGUUAUCAGACUUUUAUUUAUAAAUAACGUAGGGAAAAAAAAAAAAAAAAAGGCUAGUCCUGUUUGAUAUCUUUUUGCAAUUGUACCAAAAGUGACUUAUUCUUGAACUCCUCACCUGCUUCUUUUGUGCUCCUGUUGUGUUUAGUUGUCUGUGCUCUGAGGUCUCGUGUGGCGCUGUGAUGUGAUGGUGCCAUUGGCCAUCUUUGCUGUGUGGAUGUCCUGUGAGCAUUCUUUUUGCUUUCUCUGGGCUGAGUGCAGGUUUUUCUUGGGCAUUUCCCAAUAGACCUUCUGAAGGUUCUGUCUUGUGAGAAGGUUACCCGUAUCUCAAGGCAUCACUUCAUGGCCAUCAAAGUCUGAAGUAAAUCAGUUCUUCUAGGGUAUUACUAAAACUUAAUGAUAGCUUGUAGAUGGUGCUCCAUUCUCCCAUGUCACUUGUAUCACAGCCCCCAGAAUUAGCUUUUUCAUUGAUCCGGGUGUUUCUAAAGAUCAAAUCCAACAAAAGUGCGGUUGCGAGACCACUGCUCAUUAUAUGAGAAGGUGAAACAAAGAGUGGAGUGGACAAUGUAUCCUACAAAUGGGUAAACAGCUGAAGUGUUUCCUAGGAUUGGACUAUAGUAGCAUCUGUAUUGAUUUACCUUUCUGGCAGGAUUCUUUUGCUACCAGUGCUACAGUCAAUUUUUUAUCCCCAGGCUGUUGCUUUCCCUUUUGAGGCAUGUUAGGAAGUACUUAAGAAGCUGAGCUGGAAACUCCAUAAGGGCUAAUGAGUGUGUGGGGAUCACUCUGAACCAGGAAAGUCACUGCUUAGCUUCUGGAUGCUUAGAAAAUCUCAUUGGAAGCCCUAGUCCCUGGGCUUCUCUAAAAGAGCUAUGACUCCUUCUGGGAACCAGUCAGCAGCUGUUUUAACAGUGAUAGAGAUAGUUCUCCUGCUUUCUGUGCUGCUACCCAGAAGUGCUUGCUCCAUAGAGAGCAGGUGGUGGUCUUGUUAUCAAGAGGGACACAUUGGGACCUUGGCAGAAUAUAUUUGUUAGAAUAUCUCUCCAGAUGGGCUUUUAAAACCUGAGACUUUGCCUAGAAAACUGUGACCUUCAGAUUAAGCACAAUUAGUGCUGGCUGGGGAGCCCUGGGGUGCUGGCAGAGAACAUGUUGAGAACUCUUGAUUUAAACAGCACAUGACGAACAUUAUAAUGAGCAGCUUUCUGAUUGGCAGACAUUAGAACCUCAGCUGUGAUGGCAUUUGCCAGCAGCUCCUAGAAACAUGCAUAGCUGAGACUGAGCAACACAGAAUCUGUUGGGUUUUCAAGAUUGUGAAAACUUCAGCUUCAGUUUACAUUGUAACACAUUCUGAGCCUCAUUAUUGGAGGAAAAAUAAACUUUGGGCGCAAUCCUAUGGAUGUUUAGACAGAAAAAGGUCCUACCCCAGCCAGAAAAAUAUUGCACCCUUAUUUACUGUUCUAAAACAAAGGUGUCGGAUUCAAAUGAGCUAGAGGGCCAAAUUCCCAUCCAGCAGAUGCCCAGGGACAACAUCCAAUGAUCUUAACCAAAAAUGCCUCUUCCACCUCAAUUUGGUGAAAAUAAAUUCCUCAGUCAUCUUCCCAACGCCCACUCACUGCAAGAAUUUCACUGGCUGGAAUAUAUCAGAGGCCGUGGGGAAGAAAGCUUUAAAUGAGGAUUUGCUGUCAAGUCCUCUUCUUCAUGUUUGUUGGAACUGUUUUUCUCCUGCAAGGAGCUCUGUCCUGCUGCAAACGUGUCGCCUGAAAUGGAAGGGCAGAUUCUGCUCCACCAGCAGUAGUUCUUGUAAAUAUCCCAGCCAACCUUUUGGCGUGACAAGCUGGGGUACUUUACUGCUGCUCUUUGCACAUGUGGAUUGCAACUGUACAAAGAACAGCUCAGGGAUGUACAGGAACAAGGAAGAACAAAUUGCAAACAAAUGGAGAAAAACAACAAGGAGUUCAGAUGUGGGGACGGACACACACACACAUUUUGGCUUCAGAUUCCAUUAAAAAAGCACACCACAAUCCCUGUUACCCUCUAUUGCAAAUUUAGAAGGAAUAGGCAAGGGACUUCUGCAUGCAGUAGCAGUUAUUGGCAAGCCAGCAACAUUGCCCUACUUAAGGCCAUUAGAUUUCUGAUCCUGAAAAUAGCUGAACUGUGUGGAGUAUGUUAGGCAUAUUGGAGCCUACAAGGGUUUGAUAAGGCCUCAGGGUUUAUGUCUGUCACUUCUGGUUUAAAAGGCUUAGAAACCAAUGGAUGUCUAUGGGGGAUUGCUGGGGCCAGAGCUUUCCUGCCUUUUAUUGUUUCAUAUCCCUCUACCUCUCUAUGCACCUUUUUCUCCAUCCUUAAGCUGUGCAUAUUUUCUUCCCUUCAUUGCCUUCCACUUUCUAGUCCUUGCCAAAGAAAUCCAAAUUCUGUGAAAACCAAACAAUUAUAAUCUGCGAAAGCAAUAUUUAUGCACACUUGUCAAACUUGCAAACCACAAUGGCAUGUAACUUCGGUUUUCUGGUCACCAAAUGGACAAGCAAGAGGUGGGGACUGAAAUGACAUUUUAGAUCUCCUAGUCACAGCUUUCUUUUGAGAGUUGCAUGAAGGGUGUUUAUGUGGUCUGGACUGCUGUGGUCACCAUUAGGAUAGGUGACUGUUUGUAGAUGUUGUCUGCUAUGGAUUAUUCACACCAUUGAGCAGACUCUGAAAUUCUAGCUGACUGCUGUUUGUCUUCAAUCUGCCUUUCCAUUUGCAUUAGCGUGCUUCUCAGUACUGUAUUCACUUACAGCCCCAAUCCCAUAGAAAGCAGGGUGAUAACAUCACUGGUAGUUCCAUACUUCGAUAUCCAAGUGCAGCUUGUAUGGUAACCUGCUUGGGCGGGGUUGCCUUUCUAGGGUAGGAGUUUCUUUUCAGCAAAACCAAUAGUUCAGCAGUCUUUGUUGGAUCCUUUGAAUCUCAUGCUAUCAUAGUCAUAACUUUCUAAACAUUUCUUAACUGGCAGUACCUGCUCCCUGGAGUUGGCUGGGCUUCGAUUGCUGCUUACUCUUACUUGGUUGUCGACUUUUCCAUCUAGAUCUUGAAUAGCAUGAGGAGCCUCUAACGAAAACCUCUCCUCUAGAAUUUCCAGAGGGAUAGCCAUGUUAGUCUGCUACUACAGCAAAAACAAUGGGUCUGGUGACACCAUAAAAACUAAUAUGUUUAUUAUUGCAUAAGCAUUUAUGGUCUAGAGUCUAGUUCAGUGAAUGUGUGAACUAUUAUCCUAAGUUGGCCAGUAUGUUUUGGGUAGGAAGAAUGUUUAACAGUGAGGUUAGAGGGAAAUAAAUUGCAUAAAGUUCAGAUUGUUAUAAUUAUGUUAAAGUUUAAAGGUAUAUAAAUUGUUAGUAACCAUUUACAAAGUAGUUUCAAUGAUAACUCAGACAUUCUGGUAUUGGUGUUUGUGUUAUUAUCCAUACUGCUUUGUAAAUGGUCACUGUACCAAUUUUAUAUAUAUUUGAGCUUUAACAUAAUUAUAACUGUGUCUGUACCUUUUGCAGUUCAUUUCCCCGUAACCUCACUGCUAAGCAUUAUUUCUGCCCACGGGGAACAGCCUUGUGUGUAUAUAUACCAGCCAACUUAGGAUGACACUUCAUGCAUCCAAUGAAAUGGAAUCUAGCCCACAAAAGGGUAUAGCAUAAUCAACACAUUGGGGUUUAAGGUGCUGCAAGACUAUUUAUCCUCUAGAAUUGCACCUCUUGCCCUUCUCAAGGCCCAAGAAGUGAAAAGCUGUUUGCAUCUAGUUUUGUUGGUGGAAGUUGCAGGUAUACCGUGGCUGUAUAUCGGGCAUCUUUUAGCACCAGAAUGUGUGAAGGACUGAAAUUGAAAAGGUGAAUCUUCCAACACCCAGGGGGGGCCCUUCACACCUCCCAUCUUCCCUCACCUACUUUUAGUCUGUCUCCUUCUAGUGUUCAUAAGUUCUUCCUAUCCCAGAUUCCCCUCUCAAGCCCUUCCCCUUGAUUUCUCUUUCUGGUAUAUAGCAUUCGGAGUGUGAUGGUUCCUGUUUUCUAGGUGCUUGUUUGUUUGGUUUUCCUGCUGUGAAGGGUGUUGUGUUCUUAUUUCUCCUAAUUUUUUUUUUUAUUAUUAUUAUUAUUAUGGGGCAUUUUGUUUCAUGCAACAGGUGGGGAGCAUUGCUUUCUACUUGGCUGCAGAGCAAAUCCGUGAAGUGUAAUUCCGCCCACAUGUGGCUGGCUUGUGACGGGGGGGGGGGGAGGGGGGGGUCGUUUAUGUCGUGGUGAAUUGUGUAAAAGUGAUCUCUUGGAUUAUGAAACAAUUAUUUCUCUCCAGAAAAAGAGAGACACUGCAGGCUUAGAGCUACAGUACCUGACUCUUAGGUAUGAAUGGAGACUGCUCAGAAUUGCACUUGGGGAAUGUGCUCUUGGAUCGGAUUGCUCAGUGUGUGUGUGUGUGUGCACACUCUGCAUGUAAGACAUUGCAUCUCUGGUAUUCCGUUUUGCAUCCCAUAUGUGCUUGUCACACUCCAGAAAAGUUGCAGGAUGGUAUCUCUGUAUACACCACCGAUGAAUAGAACUGGCAUUCCUGUAUACUGAUGAAGGUUUACUCAGAAUUGCAAGUAACAUCCAGUGGUACUUUGCCUUCCCUACCACUGGAAGACAGAAGCACUUACUAACAGGCUGCCUCUUCUCACACCUUCCUGAUGUCUCCAGCUGUAUUUUGUCAGUAAAAACGGUUGCAAAUGCACAGGAAUGCUUCUUUCCUGUUUGAUAACAUUGCUGCUUCCGUUUAUAAAGCAGUGGGUAGCUGUGGCUGCUAAAACAGAGUAUUGUUCCUCUCCAUGCAGAAAGACUGGGAGAAGAUCUCAUGGCAGCUUCGUUGCGAGCUUCAGUCUAAUUCUUCCAAGUGGUGAAGCAUUAUCUUCUCUCCUAUUAUCUGAUCUAUACGAGUUCUGAAUUCUUGUGGCUGUUCACCAGGAUGAAUUAAAGGCAUUGUGCAGUUGAGUGAGUAGUCUCCUCAUUCCCAGUGAAGGUAUGUUACUACCUGGCUAGGUCUAGAGGGGCUGGGAUCUCCAAGUGGCUCCCAGCCAAACUCAAAUUGUCCUCGCCCAAAACUGCAGUUUGUUCUGAAUUUAUUACACCCUUUGCCAAACUGGAAUGUUACGGAGAAACGAUUAUGUUUGGAGCACUUAAUGAGAUGGACUGAUGACUGUUGCUCCCCACCCUCCAGAUGUUCAAGACAGUCUUUACAAGAUACUGAUUGAAAUAAAUUCACUGCUGCUUUAAAAUGUUUCUUAAAAGGGGAGGGGGUUAUUUUGAUAAAAAGAAUCUCAAUCUCCAAAGCUAAUAAAACUGGAGAUUAAUUCUAUGUGCCAGGGGUGUAAUACAUAUUGUCAAGUCCUGGGGCUCUGCUGUACAACAGUAGGGUCCAAUUAAUUAAUCAGUAUUUAUUGCUAAAUUAUUGUCCUUUUUCAAUCUGUAAAUAUCUGAUAACUGUUGGGGAUUUGUUGCCACAGCCCCAGUGGAGGUGUUGUUAAUUUAUUUAUGUAUAUAGUGUAUGUUUGUUGAUAUGAAGCAUUCUUUAUUUUGUAUAUGACCAAUAAACAUCUUUAAAGAGGCUGGUC